This is a messenger RNA of Anas platyrhynchos (mallard), 7958 nucleotides long. It is a transcript of the gene MXRA8, whose product is annotated as matrix remodeling associated 8. The record is from RefSeq and is a predicted model, not a curated record. Lineage: Eukaryota; Metazoa; Chordata; Aves; Anseriformes; Anatidae. Gene Ontology annotation, biological process: cell adhesion; cell differentiation. Gene Ontology annotation, cellular component: membrane; cell surface.
UGUCUAGGUCUGGAGAGGAUUUGACGCUCUGGGAGCCUCUUAGCUGCUGCCACCCGUUUGGAGUCCCACAGCUGCUUGCAGAUUGCUGUUAAGACAAGGGCAUUGAGUCCUGAGCAAGGAAUCAGCACAUCAGGUCUGAGUGAGCACCCUCUGGAGAAACUCGGUGCCUGAUCCUGCUGUCUGUGUGAUGUGGGGGAACGAGGCGUGUUGUCAGCAUCCUGCCAUCUCUCCGAGGUUGUGCUGUAGGCCCGUUGGAAGACAAACACCCGAGCUGAGUGAAGGCUCUCGGCGGUGACCUGAUCCCUCUGCCAUUUCCUCCGGACUCCCAGUGCUGCCUUCCUUCGGCCAAAUUGGACCAGUGCUGAGCAUCUGUCCCCCGGAGGGGGGCUUUGUGGUUUCAGGGCAGGUUUGAAAAAGUGAAGACUCCGCAGAACCACAGCUCCCGUGGGAGUGAGUCAGUCCCGUGUCAUGGGUUGGAUACCCUCCGUCUCUGGCACUCGGUAGUAAGAAGUUGAUUUUGGGUGGAGGAUCCAGAAGUUUUGGGGGCGCUCGGAUGCGAGUGGUGGCUCAGCAGGGGCCCUGAAAGAAUCCCUCUGCUUCCCAGCAGCACAUGGUGGCUGGCUGCUGCUGUGAACCUUAGGGGAAGACGAACAGAUGCAGAGACAUGCACAGAGCCAGCUCCUGAAGUUGUGAUUGAUGGUAACUCCAAGUCAGAUUUGCAUAUUUUUCCAUCCCCUCAGGAACUUCCUGGUUCAUGUGAUUUUGAGCUAAUACCUACUCUUUUUUUGUGUGUUUUUGUGUUUUAAUUCCGUGCGUUGAAGGCACUGCUGGCUCUGAGAAUCGGCUGGAAGAUAGCUGGGUACUUCUUAUUUAAAAAAUAAAUAAAUAAAUUCCCACUGUGGUGUCAUGAAAAAGCCCAGCAGGUAGUAAUGACUGCUGCUCUCCCUAGGGAAUUAGAGUGCUGCAAAAAUCUGAGAGGCAAGAGGGAUGCCACAGGCCGUUUUAAAGGUAAAAAUCACGUCUCUUUCCUACUGCGUGACGUCUCAGAGUGCUGUGCAUCACCAAAGCUUCCCAGAGCUGAAAGAGAGUCAAGAGAUUUUGUCUAGCUGCCCUCCAGUCUGCGUCCUUGUCAGCCUUCUGUGCAGCAAGUCCCAAACAGUGCCAGGGUUUUGGAGGCUUCCUGGGAAUACAGAGGCAGCACAGUUUAGGGCCUAAGAAACGCUGGCUAUGUGGAAUUCUGUUCCUGUGGCUGGCCUGGGUGUAACAUCGCAGCCCGUCGUGACUCUCAUCGAAUGGAACUGCUCCUGCAGCUUCAGUUGGAGGCAUGGCUGCAGCGCAGGGGACUGCAGAUUAAACCCCAAUUAAGGUUGUCUACUGAGACUUGAACGUAAAGUAAAACCAUAUGAGGAAAGAGAGAUCAAAAAACCACUGAAGGCAACAGAAUAAAUCCAGUCUCAAGCAGACAGCUGGACGAGCGUCAAACAAAGCGAGGAACAGCUGGAUCAAAGAGACGGAAACACGGAGAAGCUGAAGAAAUGGAGCAACUAGCAAAACUCCUCCUGUGGCAGCUCGUGCUUCAGCAAAGUUCUGUUGAUUUAUAUUCAGUCCCGGCCGAUGCCUCCAACCCCAACAGCGUGGUAGUGUCCGUGCUGAACAUCAGCGCCACGCUGGGCUCGCAGGCUGUCCUGCCCUGCAAGAGCUACCGCAUGGUGUGGACCCAGGAUCGCCUCAACGACCGGCAGCGCGUGGUGCACUGGGACGUCUACAGCACCUACUACGGGGACAACAAGAUGGAGAGGCUCUGCGACAUGUACUCGGCGGGGGAUCAGCGUGUCUACAGCUCCUACAACCAAGGGAGGAUCUUCAUGCCGCAGAACGCUUUUACGGACGGCAACUUCUCUCUGGUGAUCAAAGAUGUUGCAGAGAGUGACGGAGGCAUUUACUCGUGCAAUCUCCACCACCACUACUGCCACUUGUACGAAACUGUGAAAAUCCAACUGGAUGUCACCAAGAAAGCCAAAGCAGCGAAGGAGUACUGGGACGGGGAGAAGGCCGUGAUCGUCGCCCUGGAAGGCAGCACGGUGAUGCUUCCCUGCGUGAACAGGAACCAGAUCUGGACAGAGCGGCACAGCGAAGAGGAGCAGCAGGUGGUCCACUGGGACAGGCAGCCCCCGGGGGUCCCCCACGACCGCGCCGACCGCCUGAUCGAUCUGUACGCCUCCGGAGAGCGCCGCUCCUACGGCCCGCUCUUCAUCCGCCAGAAGAUGAACAUCACCGACACGGCCUUCGCCCUGGGGGACUUCUCCCUCCGCAUUUCAGAACUGGAAAGCGCCGACGAAGGCACCUACUCCUGCCACCUGCACCACCACUACUGCGGCCUGCACGAGAGGAGGAUCUACCAAGUCUUUGUGACAGAGCCCGUGAGGGAGAAGAAGGUGGUGAACCUCACAACCCACAACACUGCCCCAGCCGUCGAUCACAACGUUGUCAGGGGCCACAACGUGAUAAACGUCAUCAUCCCCGAGGGCCGCAUCCACUUCUUCCAGCAGCUGGGCUACGUCCUGGCGACGCUGCUGCUCUUCAUCGUCCUCCUCAUCAUCGUUGUCCUCAUCACCCGCAAGCGCCGGCAGAGAGGCUAUGAAUACAACGUGAAGAAAUAUGGAGAGAAGGAUGUAAAUCUUAAAGAAUUUACAGUCGACACAACAGAUCUGACCCAGUACAGAAGUGAAGACAUCAGGCUGGAUUACAAAAACAACAUCCUGAAGGAGAAGGCUGAGCAAGCCAGAACCUUCCCAGCAAAGAACAUCGACUUAGACAAAGAUUUCAGGAAGGAAUACUGUAAAUGAAGACGUUCCCAAGCUGCUGGCUGGACCAGAAGCUUCAAUCAAAGAUAGAUAAAUGGAAAAGAGAUGCCUUUUCUUGAUACCAUGUCCCUCCAGUUACCAUACAUUUUUCAUGUAGAGUUUCUCCCCAGUAAGCACAAGGGUAUUUGCAAAUGCUUCCCAAAAGAGUUAGACCAUCUGUCUUGUGUGCACUUAUGAUGGGUUUUGGUUUACUUUUCUUCUUUUGUUCUCCCAGUCCUCCCUUCCCCUUUUCUUUCUGACAUUAUUGUUGUUUUUAUGCAUCAAUGAUUUUUAUGAGCUGAAUCAGCAGACCUUUUGCUUUGACGUUACUGCUUAAAAUAAACCAACCUGCAUCACUAUUCCUGAGCCAUCAUUAUAUCAGGCAUUUUUCCGUGCAGUGCAUUCAUUAGAAAAGGAAUAGCAAAGCCUGAUUGUGAUCUCUCGUAUGCUGGUGUAAAUCAGGAGAAAUGGUACUGUCACUUAGCACUUUACGUGUUCCAGGUGAAAUAGAGACUAAUUCAACCCUUCACAAACAACAAUGUAAAUACCUCAUUUUACGAAUGGGGAAAUGCCAAUAUCCUCAUUUUAUAGGGGAAAGGGAGGCACACAGAUUUAGUUUCUUGCCACCAAGGUAGUGUUGGGAUCAGUUCCAAAGAGCUCUGGAAGCCUCAUUUUGUAUUUCUCACUCUAAGCUUGUUUGUUGAUUUGUUUUUGUUUCAGUGCAGACCAAAUCAAAUUUGGCACGAGCAGACACUUUCAGCUGAAGUUGAUGGAGUUACAGUGCUGUAAUGCCAGUGUCAGUUAGAUCAGAUCCAGGAAUAAUAUGGAGAGGGCUAAACUCCUGUGUGGAAUCUGGAGAGUGAUUUUCCUGCAGUCCUGGGGUGGAUCCUGCCCACACAGAGCUUGUGUGCACAUCAAACCAAAGGUAUGAUCACAGCACAGGUAGACAGAGCGAUAAAAAGAACAGCUUUCCAUGAGCUGAUCAUGAAGAAUGAGAGUAUCAACACUACUCCACUAUCAGGCACGGUCCACAGUCCCCAAAGGGGAGCUGAGGAGGGAUAAGAGUAUUCUUGUGAGUUUUGCCAUCAUUUUGGGGAGCAGAUGCCUGAGACAGAGGGGCUGUGGGCUGAAGGGAAGCUCUACGUAUGAGCAGGUGGGAUGUCCAAACAUUUGCAAGUGAGUAAUUCAGUGUUAAAAUCCAAGCAAGGUAAAGCCUCGGGAACACCAUAAGAUAUUAACCACUCUACACAGCUACUCUGGCUGCUUGGGACGUGCUGCAGCACCGCUCCCAAAACAGGGCACAGAUGAAAAGAAGGUGUUUCUUGCCCGUGUGGGCAUGAUGGCAGUGGCUCGUGUUCCUGUGUAAGGGUGUAGGUGGCCAAGGAUUGCCAGCCUACUCUUUGGUGGUCCGAAGAGAAUGGCAGAGGAAGGGACUGUGUGGGCUCGGUGACUGAAUGGAACUGGGGUAGGGUCUCCAGGAUGUUGCGAGUGGUGGAAGUGUGAAGAGGAGCUUGUGUGGAGCUGCUGUGAGGGUGAGGUGUGGCUGUGGACUUGAAGCAGUGCUCUGCUUGCAGCUGGUAUCCCAGCAAGGAUUUCUUCCUGGGGAUGAGAACCUGAGGUCUUUCCUCGGACCACAGCUACUUCAUCCCCAGCAGAGGAGCGUGGUGGAUGCUGAUUUGCAGCUACUUAUGCUGGAGCUGAGCUUAGCCCCCUAGCUCUGCUUCCUACAUAGCAGAAGAGCUGUUGUGUGCUCGGAAGCUGGGCUGAGUACUGCAGCACACACUUUACAGGAGUGGGAAAUGGACCAUGUCAGUUUUUAUAGAUAUUCCCACUUCUCUCUGCUAGCGAGGACUGUCUUAAAUGGCAAAUAUAUUGGGGACCCUUAUUUUUAAUGCCUUCAAAGAUUGCAGAAUCUUAAUGACAGGAAAAUAAUACAAGUGGAGGUGAGCCUGUGCUACAGCUGUGCAGUUCCUUAUCGUCCUACAGCUUGCACAGCCCUCCUGCUGUUCUCUAGACAAUUUCUGUGAGUUCUGCCUCUCCCUUCACUCAGCACACCUGUGUGGAAGUGCUCAGGGUGGGCAGAGCCAUGGCUGGUGGCGAGGAGGGCACGGAGUCGGCCCAGGUCCCUGUUUGCUGCCCUUCCCCCUGAGCAGACAGCCGUUCCGAGGUUGCCUUUGGCUGGACCUGAUUGAAACCCAAGCUGCAUUCCUGCAGGUGUGUAGGGCUGCGCUGGUUAUUCCAUCAGGGUGGCACAGUCUCAAGUAAUUGCCACAAAUGUCUUUCUCCCUCCCUUUCAUGUCUGUGAGUCAAAGGUUGGAGAUCUCUACUUGCCAGUUCAAAUUGCUUAGCGUAGCUCACGGAGACACCAGCUCAAAAUGGGGUUACUCAUAAACUCCAGAGGCAUUUAAAUAUUUUAUUGGACUUCUAGGCUGCAAAAUAGCUUAAGGGGAGAGAAAUUAAUAUGUUCUCUGAAACAAGCACUAGGAAGGGCUUGAUGAGUUCAUCCUUGCUUUGAUCACAAGCUUGAAUUUGGGUAAUGGUCGUAUGUGCCAGGAUAAUCCUAGACUGACCAAAAUAGGAGACCAAAGCUGAGAUUACGGCCAUUUGCUCUUCAGGAGAGGCACAUGCUGUGUGACUGGGCUGGGGAUCAUAACAGCGGUUUUCAAAAGCAGCCUGCCACAUCCAGCGUGUAAUUUACUAAGUUAAAAUUCCGGCUGAAAGAGAUCCAGGCAGGACUGCUGGAUAACCACUUGUGUGUUUUCUAACUGCUGAAAAAAAAGAAAAAAGAGCAAACUGAAUGCUAAACUACAGAGUUGUUUUUUGUUUUUUUACACGUGCACUUUGUAUUCUGCCAGUCGCUGGCACUGCCAUGAAGUCUGUGUGGCCGAGCUAGUGUCAGAACCUGCCUUGUAAAGGAGGUUGGACACAGGGGAGGUCACUGAGAGAAGAAAUCAGCUGUAAAGGAUGGUUCUGCCUUAGAAGUGAGGAGCCAUAAGGUAGAGGAAGCCUCCCCAUCAGUGUGCAUUUGGCGUUUUAUUUGACUUUUAACUUGGAGCAGUGCAGCAGAGUUGGGUCAAUUGUUGUCCAAGGAAGCCCUGCGUGCAGUAAGGGACACGUUUUGGUGAUGGGACUCAGGUCAGGCUGAUGGUUGAGCUUGAUUAUCUUGGAGGUGCUCUGCAUCCUAAAUCAUUCUGUGAUCUUGCACAUGAAAAUUAGAAGGCUGGACUUGCAAUUAACCACUAGACUAGGGACAGGGCUGGUUUCUGUUCCCACUCUGCCAGAGACGCAGUGUGAUUCUAGACGGGUUGGUUUUCUCUCUCCCAUCUCUCGUCUCAACCUUUCUCUCUCUAAUAUGGGACAUUAACUUGCCUCUCAUGGAGAAACAACGUUUAAAUAUUUGUAUAGUCCUUUGAGAAUGAGUAAGGUGUUUUACUUGAGUUAUUCAAAGCAGUAUUCCACUGUACUCAUGGAAUGUUGCAUCUUGAUGAACACCUUUCCCUGUCACUUUGCAGGCUCUUGGCAGGCUUUGUUAACCCCUAAUAUUUUUUAUUUUAUUAUUAUUAUUAUUUUUUUUUAACACCAAUUACUUCUCUGACUCAGUGAAGGCAGAGAAUCGAAAGUCUCUUGUAGGGUUUUUGAAUUUUAGGCACUGUAAGCCCUUGUUGUGGAACAAGGCAAGGGUGUACAGCAGUGACCCCAGAAGGGGUUGUGCUAAAUGCCAGCUGGGCUCAGACUGACUCAGUUCUUUGAAGGAAGAACUUUCAAAAAGCUUUCUUCAUAAAGAAAACGGUCCUUUAUUUUAGGUUUUAUUUCAGUUUGGGGAACUGAGAGUUUUUAAGCCUUGUGUUUUUGUGUUUGAAGUAAUUAAAUUGUUAUGGUUUUCUUAUGUUUUCCUUUAUCUAGUUAGGAAAACUGCAGCGCAGGUAUUUUUUUGCACCAGUGUUCAUGUUUGUCUUGGCUUUGUUACUCAAUUUGUCUUCUAUAAACUUGUUCAUAAGCAACAAAAUAUGGUUUUAAUCACUGUAAGAAAGCUAUAACCUAUAAUAAUAUUCUUUCCCUCUUUUAUCAUUAUAUGGUAAUUUGCAGGAGAGAGUUCAUGUAUGCAAAUUGUAGGCUUAGCUUAGUGAAGAUGACAUUGCCAUGAUCUUAAUUGGACAUAAAUAGAAGGGAUGCUUAUCUGGAGGAAGGAAAAUGAGUACAGAUGAAAGAGUAAAGCACCUGCAUGGGACCAGGGACUUGGAAAAAUGAGCAGAAGAGGGAAGAGCCCAUUUUGGAGAGUCUGGGGAAAAAUAUUGUUUUCUGUGAGCCGAUGAGGUUUUAAUUGAAGAGUUAGGGAGUUUAAUUGGAAUGGAAGCUCAUGUAUUUGUAUAGCUCUCAACAGUCACUGUACAAAUGCUUAAAAAAUAGGGAUUAUGUAAACCAUAUUUUUUUAAGGUAAAAUUAAUUAUACACCUGCUUCUUAGUAAUUCAAAGUGGUGGCAAAAGGGGGAAUGGUUUUGUAAAUGGGAAACUCCUGAGUGCUGUGGGAAACCCUACGGGUGGGACUGGUGGGUGCAGUGCCCAGGGUGCCUGCAGCACUGCCAUCUGUGACUUCAACGAGGGAAACAAGUGGUGAUUCCUCCGCUGUGAUCCCAGUCACUCUGUGUGAGGCUCUGCUUACAGCAGCCCCGUAGAAAAAGGCUGGGAGUAGGGCAGCAGUUUUGAGCACCCAGCACCUACACCCUGUGUACUUCAGGUGGGGAAGGCUGCUUUUUACUUCAGCCAGUCUCAUCCUCUGGACUGGAGAUACUGUGGCCGGAGAAUGCUUUUUCAGUUCAAUUUCCUUUGAAAUAAAUGCAGCUUGUGCAUUUAAGGCUGGUUCAUAACGCACUCUCGCCAGAAGAGACACAGAAGGCCACUGGCAUAACAGGGCAGAAACAGAGCCCAGCCCCUUCCUUUCUGCUUUGUGUGCACAAUGCUUCCUCUCAAGGCUGAGAGGAGGACUUGGUCCAUAGAAUUUGUUUCGUUCUUUGUUGCCUCAGAAUUAAUUUCCAUUAUUUCUGUUACUUAACUUUGCCAUUUAUCAUUGUUGUGUAACUCUCCUAACAUUUAAGAAAUAAAGGAGAAUAUAAUAGA